CUGAAGGUCGCUGGAAGCCUCGUUCUUCGCCUCCGCGGGAACCCGCCCCUGCGCCCAGGCUCCCGCCGGGAGCUCACCCGCCCGCCCGCUGCGGCGCCUCUUUCCCGAGAGGCCGCCAGACCUUGACACAAAGGACAGCGCGCGGCCGGUGGACAUCCCGGCAGGGCGGACCCUUGGCGGCUCCUCUAGCCACGUUCCUUUUAUUGCCCGAGAUAUUUGUCGAGUACCCAUCGUGUGUCAGGCGUCAACCCUAUGUGCACAGAAAAACCUUGGGAGACUCAACACCAGCACGAACACUGCGAUUGCCCCUGCUUGCUGAGUUAACAGGGUUAUCAAGCUUAUAUGUCGGCUGCUCUCCACUUUUAAAUAAACUCAGAAUAGCGGAGUUUGGUCUAAUUUUUGGAUUACAGAUCUUUUCCAAACAUGAUGCAUUUUAAAAGUGGAUUGGAACUAACGGAGCUACAAAACAUGACGGUGCCCGAGGAUGACAACAUCAGCAAUGACUCCAAUGAUUUCACAGAGGUCGAAAAUGGUCAGAUAAAUAGCAAGUUUAUUUCUGAUCGAGAAAGUCGAAGAAGUCUCACAAACAGUCAUUUAGAAAAAAAGAAGUGUGAUGAAUAUAUUCCAGGAACAACCUCCCUGGGAAUGUCUGUUUUUAACCUAAGCAACGCCAUCAUGGGCAGUGGGAUUUUGGGACUUGCUUUUGCAUUGGCCAACACUGGGAUCCUACUUUUUCUGAUACUUUUGACAUCUGUCACGCUGCUGUCUAUUUAUUCAAUAAACCUUCUGCUGAUCUGUUCAAAGGAAACAGGCUGUAUGGUUUACGAAAAGCUGGGAGAGCAGGUCUUUGGCACGACAGGGAAGCUUGUCAUCUUCGGAGCCACCUCUCUACAGAACACUGGAGCAAUGCUGAGCUACCUCUUCAUAGUGAAAAAUGAACUACCUUCUGCCAUAAAGUUCCUAAUGGGAAAGGAAGAGGCAUUUUCUGCCUGGUAUGUGGAUGGCCGUGUGUUGGUGGUGAUAGUUACAUUCGGGAUCAUUCUCCCCCUAUGUCUCCUAAAGAAUUUAGGCUAUCUUGGCUAUACUAGUGGAUUUUCCUUGAGCUGCAUGGUGUUUUUCCUAAUAGUGGUUAUCUACAAGAAAUUUCAAAUUCCCUGCAUUGUCCCACUGCUAAAUUCAACAACAAAUGCUAAUUCAACAAUGUGUACACCAAAAUAUGUUACCUUCAAUUCAAAGACCGUGUAUGCAUUACCAACGAUUGCAUUUGCCUUUGUCUGCCACCCGUCAGUCCUGCCAAUUUACAGUGAGCUUAAAGAUCGAUCCCAAAAAAAAAUGCAAAUGGUUUCAAAUAUCUCCUUUUUUGCCAUGUUUGUCAUGUACUUCUUGACUGCCAUUUUUGGCUACUUGACUUUCUAUGAAAAUGUGCAGUCAGAUCUUCUGCACAAGUACCAGAGCAAAGACGACAUCCUGAUUCUGACCGUGCGCCUGGCCGUCAUCGUGGCCGUCAUCCUCACGGUUCCCGUGUUGUUCUUCACGGUUCGUUCAUCUUUGUUUGAGCUGGCUAAGAAAACAAAGUUUAACUUAUGUCGCCACAUCUUGGUUACCUUCAUCCUCUUGGUUAUUAUCAAUUUGUUGGUGAUCUUCAUCCCCUCUAUGAAGGACAUCUUUGGAGUUGUAGGAGUUACAUCUGCUAAUAUGCUUAUUUUUAUUCUUCCGUCAUCUCUGUAUUUAAAAAUCACAAACCAAGAUGGAGAUAAAGGAACUCAAAGAAUUUGGGCCGCCCUCUUCCUGGGUCUGGGGGUGUUGUUCUCUCUGGUCAGCAUCCCUUUGGUGAUCUACGACUGGGCCUGCUCCUCCAGCACCUCCGAAGGCCACUGAGAGGAGGGAGAGGAGUUCCCAGCCCCACCUGCUGCUCUGCCCGACCACCACCCAUCAGCGCCCCGCCCUCAUCAGUUCCUUUGCAAGUUUACAGAAGCAAACAGAAACUUACAAGGCUCAAAGGGAAUACUACUUGGGUAGCAAAACAGAGACCUGUUUCUAUAAUGGUUCGUGUCCUUCAAGCUCUCGGAUCAGUGUAAGAUGGUGGAUUUUCAUUUUCAAAGUUCGUGUGACCCUAUUUCUCAGCACUUCUCACCAUCUGUUACAGCUCACUCGUCCAACUGUUUUUUGUCGCCUCACGGUCUCAGAACUUUGCAAACAUGAUCAUCCAUCAUGUUGAUUUAUUAGACAUUGGGUUCUGAAAUCAUUUUCUGACUGAUGUUCAGCGCACAGUAUCUGUACCUUUAUAGAAAAGAAUCUUGUAUAUAUUUAUUUUGCUUUACAGGAAAAAAAAUGGUUUCGUAAAUAAUUCGCCUAUUUUGGUUAACCUAGCACACGGGUGAUCAUGCGAGGGUCUCAGGGCAUGCACCAUUGUGGAUCAGAGUGUGCCCAAUAUUUGAGGUCCCCUGGUCACCUGCAGCGGGCCCCAGUGGCCCGAGACUGCUACAUCCCUCUCCACACAGAGACAGGCCCUGGUGAGUGUGCUCAGCUGGGGGUGGGGCUGAUCAUACCUUGGUAACAUAUUAAGCCACGUGGGUGAUCUAGCAAAUAAAGUUUUGUUCCCUCUUGGCAAUUGAUGUCAAAGUUUCAUCAUCGGCAACGUCACUGGGGCUGACCCUUGGCACCUUUGUUAGUAAAUUGAGAAGCAGGAGUAGUGCAAAAAGAAUGUCCAAAUGCCUAAGAAAAUAUUCCUCUGAUGUGACAGCCUUUCACCCCACGCCGAUGUUGUCGCAGGAGAAAACAUUUUCUUAUUAUCGCAAUAGCUUUGACUCAUGUCUGCCUGUUUUUUUUUGCACAGAGGACAAUGUAUAUGUAACCAAGGAUGAUCCAAGAAAUGUAAUUCCUGUUUUAUAUUGGGUAAUUUAGGGGGGUCUUUAAAGGACUUGUUUUAUAUCUAUAAAUUUAGGUUAUGACAAAUAUAAGAUUUUUGUACCUUAAAUAAGCCUCAUUCCUAUUUCUUGUCCAUUAACAAUCCAUCCAGAGUUCUGGGAGGAAAAGUGACAAAGAGCCCUCAGAUAUAGUCUUUGAAAGGAACCUGGGAGAAAUCACACCUUCCUUCCCCCUGGGGGGGCCUUCAGUGUUGGUGCUGUGCUCUCAUCUGUCCCCUAACCAAGGAGCUAUCUGUACAUGUGACCCACAAGACCCUCAAACGCUGACCCAGCCCCUCUCAGUAGGGAGACUGAAAACAAAGAGGGUGUGAGCAAAGGUAGCUUGGAGAGGAGGAGAGAGCAGAGACACCACAUGCCCCAAGCUGGCUCAUCAGCUAGACUGCCUUUUCCAUGGACAUGGUAAGAACAUGUGUGCUCUGUGGAUCUGGCUCUUGAAAUAGGACUUGUGUUUUACCUGCUUGAAUUCAAACAUAGAAGUUCGUUGAGCACAGAUUUCUUAUACAGUGAUAAGUAGAAUGUAACCUCAGGAUCUUGGCAGGUUUUGUGCUCUGUUCCUCCUCCACGUUAAUCCCCAAAGGCCUUCUUGUUCCCUGGAAGUCACCCAGAACUGUGUCUUUCCCUGUAGAGACUAACCAUCCAACAGAAAAGGCAAACAUCAGAGCACCUCUUUGUGACCCUCUUGGGGGAUAGUGAAAGGCUCUUUCCUGCAUUUCUUGGUCGGGUCAUCAUAGCUCUUAAUGGAGUAUUCCAGAACUACAUCCAUCUUAGCUCAGAAUGGUGGUGUUUUGGUGUGAAUACCUAGGCAGGAAAAUCUAGCCACCUCUGUUGUUUUCAGAGGGGCUGCCAUAUUAGAUGAGCAGGAAGAAAAACUGAGCCAGAACAGUUGGUUGGUCACUGGAAGCCUCUCCUAGAGCACCUCAUAACAAAAUAGCCUGGUAGUGGAUGGACUUCCAUUUAAAAAAAAACCAUCUUCUGUUACCCUCAUUCAUUUAUAGCAAUCCACUCCACUCUCACAGAGUCAAUUUAGAAAAUGACCAAUAACUCUUGGAAUGUGUAGUGAUAUUAUUGGAUUUCUGGAUUGUAUGUAUCAGAACAAGAAAUUUUUAAUAUUAUUUAAAACAUAUUUACUAGAGAAGGCACAUUGUUGAAAUCUGUGAUACCACAUUUUUAAAAGCUUCCUUGUGUGUUUAAGUUAUUGUUGACUGAAUGACUAUAAUAGACCUUGCUGUGAUUUGUCAAUAUCACUGAUUAAUUCAUUACAUCCUUUGUGUGGGAUUAGGUGUAAAGUGUACCACGCUUAGUCUUCUUGUUCAGAAUAGUGAACUGGUAGCCAAAAGUACAUGUAUCACAGAUGCUAGGUAGAAUUUAAACAACACAGUCAAGUGCUAUAGAAGUUUUUCUGCUAAAUUAGUAGACUCAAGACUAUUAGACCUUAGCCAUGGGAGUAGCAUGUUUUCUUUUGGUAGCUGGGAUCUGAGUUCUAGUGAACAGUGCCUGUUUAAUAUUUUGGAUUUAGAACUGUUCUCUAACUAUUGUAACACAGAAUACUAUAAAACCCUAAUUUACUUAGUGUUACGUAUUAGAAGUGGGGAAAGGAGAAUAUGUACAGAAAUCUAGUCUUUUUAAGCAGAGGUGUCCCUAAUUUAUAAACAGAUGACAUUUCAAAACUCUAUAAAUUUGUUGGUUACAACCUAGAAUGUAACCUUCUAGACAGCAAGUUAUACUUGGUGUGAGGCCCACAGACCAGCUGAGGUGAUUAUUAAGCCCAUGGUUUGACUGAUGUACAUUAAUACAACCAGAAUGCUAAAGAACCUCAACACUAAAAAUAAUAUUGUUUCUGGAGGUAAUUCAGAAUUGUCAAAUAUAUCUCGUUUCUACAGCCCAUGGACUCUGGGCUGUCGACCUGAGCCCCAUAGCACCUGCUGGAGGCUGGGGGCAGGGGGCCACCCCACUCACUUACCUGCAGCAAGGGCACCAGCACAGGUAAGGGAAAGUAAGUCCAUGGCCUCCAGAGCAUCAGAAGGAGGGGGAGGCCUCUUGAGGGGACAGCCCUGGGGAUGUCCUCAGCUAGAAGUCCUGCUAUUUCUGGAGGCCUCAGGCUUGGCCUGCCUGCUUCUACUUGUAGGGUCUUUUGCUCCCAUAGUUCACCUCCUACUCUGCCUGCUACAGCAAGGAACAUGGUUGCAUCGCUUCUCCCAGAAGCCAGCACAUAGCACUUUUGGGGGUAGUGCUAAUAAGCCAGAUUUAGCAGCUCAGCAAUCAGAUAGGGGUGUAAAAACAGCUCUCUGCCUACCUUCCUUUGCUAUAUUUGUAGGUCCCAUGGAGAAAGGUGUUCAUGGGUGCUGCUUGUAGGGCUUAGGGUGGACAAAAGACUGGGAAGUUUCCUUAGGGUUUCAGAGGGACGCCUCAGACAGUCACUCCAGAACUGCCUUCUUUUUGGCAAUGGACCAGAGCUGCUGAGCCCGUGCUUCUAGAAGUCUGGCCCCUGGCUUGGUAAAGUCAAUAUCAUGUGAGAGCUAGUGGGACUGUAAAUCCUCAGGCCGGCCCCAGCAAAACCUGAAGCUAUUGAGGUUGGAGAUUUGGCUGAUAUUUUAGAGGCCCUCUUGAAGUACCUCAAGUGUGAGAUCCUCUCCAAGCCAGUUAGUCUCCCCUAUUCUCCUCAUCCGUACUACUUCUGAGUUGAUUUUUAAGACUUACAAGGUAGGAAAAGGGCCCAGGAGUGAGGGAGGGGAGGACAGGGUUGGUGAACUUGAUCAUGAAAGAGGCUGCUUGUCAUCUGGAACUGAAGAGCAAUAAGGUGACAUUUUUUGAAGCUGGGUGUUUAAGGUGACAGACCCCGUCCUUCUAAAGUAAAUUGUCUAUUGAAAGGCCUCAGGGGGUGAGGGGCUGCGGGGUGCUCUGGAGACAGAAGGGUCCCAUCAGCUUCAGCAGAUCAGAAAACCGGGGUCCAUAUCACACUGGGUUGAGGAGGAGGUUGGUGGGAGAAUCGCCCAUUCAGAUGGGUGACUUGAUUGAAAAUCAAAUCAGAUAUUUGACUUUAUGCCUUAGCACCAAAGCCAUUAGUCUCCAUCUGUUUAUCAGUGUAGAUGGCUGAGAAAAGACAUGAGCUCUAAGAAUAUAAUUUCUCCAUUUCCAGUUCACGGUGACCUAGCCACUUUCAAAAUAAAGAAAAUACAGACUCUAUAGUGAUGCUAAUAAACUGUGUCCUUAGGGAUGGAAGAUCUGGGAACCCUUCAGCAAUAGAACAUACUUCCUCUGAAAUAUACACAGUGAAUUAUUUAUAAAGAUAAUGGCUUUCUGGGACCACUUGGGUUGGAGUAGCUAACAACUGAAAAAUAUCACUAAUUCCAAAGAGAGAAGUUGAAGGCCGUGAAAUCUACACGGCUCUAGCAUUCUCCUUUAGAGCUUUCUCAGAGGAGGAGUUAUGAAACUGGGCCAUCUGUACAUGGGCUUGAUUCUGUGUUUUUAAAAGGAAGAAUCUAUGCAGUUGAGGCUUAUUGUAGGAAAUACUUCACUUGUAUGUAAAUACACUGUAAAUAAAUAGGAGGCUGUAUAUUUUUGCAGUUGUUAAUUCACACUGAAAUAGAAAUCUCUAAUAUCUGCCUAUCAAGAAUAAAUGUUUUCAUAGGUAUUCGUGGUUUUGUUCCAGAAUUAGAAAAGUUUGCAUUCUCUCCCAGGUAACCUAGUUCUCUCUCCAUAUGAACGGGGAGCCUAAAAAUCUUACGUUAUUGUUUAGAAAGCUAAAUGUCUGAGAAAUAGUUGUGUUGAUUUCUUAGACUGUUGUUAAGAUCAAUUAUUUAAAAAUAGUCCUUUGACAAAUAAGGAAUAUUUAGACCCAAAAUUAUUGUCAUAUAGAAAUAGGUGUACCCAAAAUGACAAGCGGUUUCUUCAUCAUCAUGCAUUCUUACCGUUAACACUGACACCACUAUAUAGUGUUUAUGAAAACAGAGGUUGGGAAGGAGAAUUGUUUUUCAGAAUUGAAUUGCUGCAUUUCCCAAAUUUUGGGGUCUUUGAAAGGGUGAAGUGAGGGAACUUGAACAUUCACUAAAAGCACAAAUUUGAAGGAAAAAGACCAAGUAUAUUAUUAAGCUUUUGAAAGUCUUGCAUGUUUGCCUUUUACUUUCAGUGUUGACGCCAACAAGACUGUCUGGAGCAAUUUUUCCCACAACACUUGAAUCUUGAUCGUUGGUAUGAAUUCACUCUCUAGAGGCCAUGUAUUUUAGACUUCAUCUGAGUCCAGUAUAUGUAGCUCACCACUGUUUUAUUCAUGUAAAAACCUUGUAAAAGACUUUCAGAUGGGUGAUUUAAAUAAGUCACAAACUUUGCUAUUCACAGUUAAUCAGUUUUUUUCCCACCAUGUGGUGUAAAAUAAAUGUAAGAAUUUCUGUUCUAUUACUGCUCUGUUAACAUAGUUUUUAAACAUUAAA
Molecule: messenger RNA, 7354 nt
Organism: Condylura cristata (star-nosed mole)
Lineage: Eukaryota; Metazoa; Chordata; Mammalia; Eulipotyphla; Talpidae
Gene: SLC38A1
Product: solute carrier family 38, member 1
Exons: 17
Coding region: 424-1878 (484 amino acids)
Biological process (GO): L-glutamine transport; amino acid transmembrane transport
Molecular function (GO): L-glutamine transmembrane transporter activity
Source: RefSeq, a predicted model, not a curated record